AAAAAUAGAUUUUGGUUAUACCCAGCCACGGUACAUAGCCACUGCGCAAUUCGCCUUGCCAACGUUAAAUUUAGGUUGCAUUUGAUGGAUUAUUUGUGAUGGACGCCAUGGAUUAGCUGACUAUGGAUAUCAAUGGCGGAGCAAGACGACGGCACCCGAGGCAGAGUCCGGCAGUGUUGAGGAGCAGAGGGGACAACUUGAACAUCGAUGCUGGGAAUGUCUCCGUGUAUGGAACGCAGAUCAUCAGCAACACUGAAGGCAGUUCACAGUGUGAUGAGCUGGCUGGCCAGAACAUUUGUUAUGGUGGGACCCAGAUUGUGCUCUCUCCACUACAAAAACACCAACAAGAUCGAUGGGACGAUGAAGUGAGUACUCACGUGAAGGGUUGUACCUGGACAAGUGUGUGCACUGCAGCCGACGAGCUUCUACAACUCCGCUCCACAGUCGUCAUUACCGGCUGCCCAGGUGAAGGCAAGACCACACUGGGGUACCUGCUGCUAGACAACUUGAGAAGGCUCAACUGGACAGUUUUUGUGCCUAAAACACCUGAAGAAUAUUUUGCCUGCAAAUUCACCAACAACACAGUCGUCAUGUUAAAUGACUUAUGGGGUGCAUUUGACUUUGAAGAAAGCAAUGUGAGGAAAUGGAUUCCUGUUCUUGAAGAUGUGAAAUCCAGGCUGGACCAGACAGACUCGGAGGCGAUGUUUGGCACCAGCGAGGAAAGGAUGGAAGCACGGCUUGUAAAACUCGUCUGUGUCAGUCGUGAAUACAUCUGGAAGGACACCAAGCCCAAACUUGGCAAAUUUGUCAACAACAUCUUCAGAAAUGACUCCAUAAUCAACAUCUCCAAAGAUAUGCAACUGCAACCAAAUGACAAAUUAGACAUCAUUAAAUCAUUUGAACAGAAGUUCAACCUGACACUAUCAAAGACUGUUUCUCAGAGGAUGAUCGACAUCCAGCUUCCUCAUGGGUUCCCUCACUGCUGUGAACUGCUCUUUAACCUCCAGGAAGCUCUCUCUGAUCCCGAGUCGUUUUUCCAACAUCCCAUCGCAUUUCUGAAUGAAACUCUCGGUCACAUCAUCCAGGACAAGUCUGUUGAGGCUGUCUUCAGCCUUCUACUGAAGCAUGAUGGGAGGUUCAACAUGCAUGCACUCGGCCAAAAGCUUAUCAUCAAUGAACGAGGUCUGCCCCCCAUCAAAACAAAGAAAAUAAGAGACAUCUUGAAACGUUUUGAAGGCAGUUAUUUCAGGAGAGAAGGCAGAUGUGUAACUUUUGCCCAUCCAUCAAUAUAUGAAAGCGUUGCCGCCACUAUUGGAUCAGUGAACCCAGCGUUCCUUGUGGAGUUCAGCAGUAUUACCUGUCUAAAGGACUGGUUGGUCAUAGGCAGUGACAAUUUCCAUCCCGGGUUGCCAGGUAACGUUAUUUCUGUAUCUGAGGAAACACUUCCUUUACUCAUAAAACGUUUUCUCACAGAAAUAGAAUCUGGCAACCUAUGUGAAGUUCUUUCACACAGUGUGUUUGGAAACGAAGAUUUUGUUGCAAAGUUUCUUGAAAGGACAAGCAUCCAAGACCUUAUCAACUCUGUGGAUGUUCAGUCAGGCUUGACAUUCCUCUUCUUAGCCUCCAGCUGUGGGAAGAAUACCUUUCUGGGGAACAUCCUCACAACAGGUCAUUUAUCGUCUGACGAGUGCACAGAAGCCUUGUGCGGAUGCUGUCACUAUGGCAACGGAGAAGGUGCUAUGCAACUGCUGUCACAAAACAUAGCAGGUGUUUACAGCUCAAAGAACAAGAAGGGUGACACGCCACUGAUCUGUGCAACAAGAGCAGGCAACUUGAACAUAUGCAGACUACUGGUGGAGAAAGGAGCGAGUAUGACAUCAGUCAAUGAAGAUGGGGAUUGUGCCCUGCAUCUGGCAGCCGAGUCCGGGAAUCAGGACCUCACGCAACUGUUGCUCAACAGAUCAACCCAGAACAUACAAAACAGAAAGGGUGAAACGGCUCUUCACAAAGCAGCAAUGGUUGGCCACAAAGGAACUGUGGACGUUAUCUUAGACAAUGAUGCAGACAUGAACCUGAAAACAAAUGACAGCUUAACUGCUUUGUACAUUGCCAGUCUGUCUGAAUUUGAAGAUAUUGUGGAGUCACUUCUUAGAAAAGGAGCAUCAGUAGAUUUGGAGAACAAGACAGGCAAUACAGCCCUUUUCCCAGCAGUAGAGGGAGGUCAUCGCCGGAUUGUCAAGCUGCUCCUUGGACAUGGUUGUGAUGUGAACCACAGAAACAUGUAUGGUGUUGCACCAAUCUACUACACCUGCAGAAACAAUGAUCUAGAUUUGUUUGAUCUGCUGGCUGCCAAUGGCGCCAACAUGGAUGUUGAGAACAAACAGGGUGUGACACCAAUCAUGGUGGCAGCCCUGUACGGGAAUACAGAACAAGCAAACAAAAUGUUUUCAGAAGGUGUCAGAAAGCAUCACAUAAACCAUGAUGGAGAGUGCCUGUUACACUUUGCUGUGCGAAGUGGCUCUGUCGAAACCGUCAAGUUGAUUUUGAACAAAGACUGCAAGUUAGACGUUCAAGAAAACGGACAGAAGACUCCAUUGCAUAUGCGUUAACAUUAGGCCACCUAGAUAUCGUGUCAGAACUGCUCUCCCGGGGAGCUGACACCAGCAAGGUAGAUGGUGACCGAAGAAGUGCUUUACACUUUGCUUGUUUUGGAGGACUGACUGAAAUUGUUGAAAUGUUGCU
Molecule: messenger RNA, 2742 nt
Organism: Haliotis rubra (blacklip abalone)
Lineage: Eukaryota; Metazoa; Mollusca; Gastropoda; Lepetellida; Haliotidae
Exons: 4
Coding region: 123-2609 (828 amino acids)
Molecular function (GO): protein binding
Source: RefSeq, a predicted model, not a curated record